Triticum turgidum subsp. durum (durum wheat) is the source of this 465-nucleotide messenger RNA. The record is from the annotation of a GenBank genome assembly. NCBI's taxonomy places the organism in Eukaryota, Viridiplantae, Streptophyta, Magnoliopsida, Poales, Poaceae.
AUGGCAACUCUGGGCGCAGCAACAGCGUGCGUCCCGGCCUCCGGCGUCAGGUGCAUCCCGACGUUUGCUGCCGCGCCGGCGCCGAUCAGGACCGCCCCACGUCCCACCGCCUCUCUGAAGCGACCCACGACGGGUGGCGUGAGGCUGUCGGCGAGGUUCAGGACGGCGGCCGCGACGCACAAGGUGAAGCUCGUCGGGCCCGACGGCGAGGAGACGGAGCUGGAGGUGGCGGAGGACGCCUACAUCCUGGACGCGGCGGAGGAGGCCGGCGUGGAGCUGCCCUACUCGUGCCGGGCCGGGUCGUGCUCGACGUGCGCGGGGAAGCUGGCGUCCGGCGAGGUGGACCAGUCGGACGGAUCGUUCCUCGACGACGCGCAGAUGGCCGAGGGGUACGUGCUCACCUGCGUCGCCUACCCCCGGGCGGACUGCGUCAUCUACACCCACAAGGAAGAGGAGGUGCAUUAG